AUGUCCCAUACCGCGAUGUCUGCCCGCCUGGCCGGUAAAACGAUAUUGGUUACUGGUGCAUCAUCCGGGAUCGGUCGAUCAGUCGCUAUCGAGUUUUCUCGUACUUCUCCAGAUAUAAAACUUAUUUUGGCUGCUCGACGUGAAGAAAACCUAAAGGAACUUGCCAAGCUCCUCGAGAGUGAAAGCGGAGGGAAGACAAAAGUCCUACCUUUCAAGCUGGAUAUUUCUUCCUCGAGUGACGUGAACGGAUUUGUAGAUAGGCUCCCAGAGGAGUGGAGGGAUAUUGACAUUUUGGUGAAUAAUGCUGGGCUCGUGAAAGGCGUCGACAAGGUUGGGGAAAUCGCUGAAGAUGAUAUUAAUAUCAUGCUGUCAACCAAUGUGACCGGUCUCAUUAAUAUGACCCAAAAGAUUCUUCCCAUUUUUCAUACUCGUGGUGGACGCGGCGAUGUAAUCAAUGUUGGAUCUAUCGCUGGUAGAGAACCCUACGCAGGUGGGAGCAUCUACUGCGCGAGCAAAGCUGCCGUCCGUAGUUUUACGGACAGCCUUAGGAAGGAAUUGAUUGCUACCAGGAUCAGAGUGAUCGAGAUCGACCCGGGUCAAGUUGAGACAGAAUUUUCGGUCGUGAGAUUUAGAGGUGACAAAUCAAAAGCUGAUGCGGUUUAUGCUGGUUGUGAGCCACUCACACCAGAAGAUAUCGCAGAGAUUGUGGUAUUUGCUGCUGGACGGCGUGAGAAUGUCGUAUUGGCCGAUACUCUAGUAUUUCCAAGCCAUCAAGCAGGCGCAGGUGCUUUGUACAAGAAAACUGGCUAA
Molecule: messenger RNA, 810 nt
Organism: Morchella importuna
Lineage: Eukaryota; Fungi; Ascomycota; Pezizomycetes; Pezizales; Morchellaceae
Exons: 5
Coding region: 1-810 (269 amino acids)
Cellular component (GO): cytosol
Molecular function (GO): oxidoreductase activity
Source: RefSeq, a predicted model, not a curated record